AUGUUUACCUAUUCAUUGUUAUCAUCACGAACUUCAUUGUCAUCUUCAUCUUCAUUGCCAUCAUCACCAUCGGCAACACCACCAUCAUCAUCAGCAUCAUCAGCAUCAUGGUCAUUGCCAACAGUGGCGCCAGAUGCAGUGCCAUUCAUGGCCUCUCAUCGGUCGGUGUCGAGUGGGGAAACCUACUCGACAACUUUGUCAAUUCCCGACUCGGGGUACUUUUCGUGGUCGGAAGGCCUUGGGGUGGGUCAGAUCGAUGAAUCCUCACUAUCUGGGGUGGAACUCUCCUCAGAUGGAGAAGAUGAGGUCUGGUCUGCCUCAUCGGCAACCCUCCGUGAGGAGGAGGGCGAAGAAGGCGAAGACGAAGACGAAGAAGAGGGCGAAGGCGAAGGCGAGGAGGAACCCCCUGUGGGUAAUAGAAGUCUAAGUGACUUUACCCUUGCCUGGCUACAGAGUCUCGAAUCAUUUAGUGCUGAAGUGGACGAAACCCAAUCCUUGAGUUCACUAUCACACGUCCGUAGAAGAGAUGAAUUUAACGAGGAUUCUGACGAGGAAUACCGUCCCUGCAAGCGCAGACGGUCAAUCUGA
Phycomyces blakesleeanus NRRL 1555(-) is the source of this 588-nucleotide messenger RNA. RefSeq lists its product as hypothetical. The transcript has 3 exons. Lineage: Eukaryota; Fungi; Mucoromycota; Mucoromycetes; Mucorales; Phycomycetaceae. Bases 1 to 588 code for a protein of 195 amino acids. The record is from RefSeq and is a predicted model, not a curated record.